CUUUAUUCUUCUCUUCCUCUCUACCACUCACGCCUCCCAUCCCUCAACCAACAACCUCCCACCAUCUCCCUCCUCCCGCGCGCCGCACCUCAGCUUCUAUCUGAUCCCUCCUCUGCCACUCCUCUUCUCAUCAUAGCGCCUCUUGCAGCUCCUUCAAUACCAAACUUUUUCCACCUGUCUUUUCAUGUAACACCACAACCUGCCAAAAACCUUUUACCUUGCACCUCAUUUCUUCAUUCACCAUGAGCAUGGAUCACUUAAUCGGUCAGAGAUUCAAUCUCAUUUCUAAGAGCGAAAUUCGAUAUGUUGGCACCCUUCAUGAGAUCAAUGCCGAACAGUCCACUAUUGCUCUCGAGAACGUCUUCUCCUUCGGCACCGAGGACCGUCAAGUCGCUAAAUUCAUCCCCCCUUCUCAGGAAAAAUAUGGUUUCAUCGUUUUUCGAGGAAGUGAUGUGAAGGACAUCAAGAUUGCCGACGAAGAACCUGCAGCUCCUUCGCCGCAGCAAAACAUGCCCAACGACCCUGCUAUCCUGAAUGCGUCUCGCCCUGGACCUCCCCCACAAGGACCUGAUGGUCCAUUUUCACCGCAGGGAUUUCCUCCGCCGCCGCCACAUUUCGGUGGCUACUACCCUCCUGGCCAGUUCGGUAGGGGCUACGGACCUCCCCCAGGAGGCUUUGGACCUGGCCCAGGUUUCGGUCCUUAUGGCCCUCCUCCGCCGGGCUAUUUUGGCGGUCCACCAGGACAAGGCUUUCCACCUGGCCCCCCUGGCCCCCCUGGUCCUCCUGGUUUCCAUCAACAGCCGCCUAUCGGUCCUCCCGGCCAGCGUCCUCCUCAGCAGCAUCCCCAGCAUAGCCAGCAACCCUCAGAAGGAAAUUCUGUAGGCCCGACCCCUACUUCUGUUCCGACAUCCGAGCUUCCUGUCGAUAACAAGGCCCCGAGCGCGACCUCCGCUGCUGCACCUCCUAAGACGGGUAAUGCAGCUGGAUCCGAAAAGAAAGAGCCACAGCCCGAGAAGAAGAAGCCUGCCGCAGUCCCUACAAUGGCAUCCGUGGCGGCAGCUCCUGCACCCAAGAGCGCACCCACAGGACCCAAGAACAACCGAGUCGCGCCCGCUGUUCCCUUUACCGUUAACCAAAAAUCAUUCACACCUCCCGUACAACCCUCAACAGACGCGCCCAUUUCUUCUACAAAUGGAAGCGUCGCAAAGGCUGCGAAGCCACAGUCGUCUCAAGCUGCGAUGGAAGAAGCUGCCCGACAGGCCAAAGAAGCCGUCGCUGCAGCUAUGGCCAAACUCAACCCACAAGCCGCGACUGCGCAAGCCAAGUCAGUGCCCUCAGGCGCGGCCGUCGAUGCCCUUUCUCAGAGAGUCAGUGCAUUGUCGACUUCGACCGUGCCCGAUGGUGCCCAACGCGGGGCUAGAGGAGGAUCACACCGUGCUGGCAGAGGUGGCACCCACCCUCGUGGGGCGGGACCCGCGAAGAGGAUGGAAAUUCCAAAAUCGGAUUUCGACUUUGAAUCUGCCAACGCCAAGUUCAACAAGGAGGACUUGAUCAAAGAGGCGAUUGCCACUGGCUCGCCUCCAGUCGCAGGCGCGGAAGAAACCCCUGUGGAAGUCGGCGAGAAAGACGACAGCCUGCAGGCGCUCCAGCGAAAAGACAGUAUCCCGUCCAACACCGGUGCCGCGUACAACAAAUCAUCCUCAUUCUUCGAUAACAUCUCAUCCGAAGCUAAAGAUCGCGUGGAUGCCAACGAGGCGCGGACACAAGGACGACAAUUGCGAAGUGAAGAAUUCAAAAAGAAUGUGGAGACGUUUGGCCAGGGUAAUGUGGAUGGAGGUUUCCGCGGCCGAGGUCGAGGUGGUGGCUAUGGCCGAGGCCGUGGCUACGGAGGAUAUCGCGGUGGCUACAAUAGCGGCAAUAACCGUGGUGGCAAUAGCGGUUAUCGUGGAACUCGAGGUCGCGCGGGUCAGGGACAGGGUCAGGUGCCGGCAUCUGAAGCAUAGUCAGGCUGUCUUGGAUUCGGUUGCUUCUUGUAUCAUAAUGACGGACGGCCCGCUCUUGCUCGAAUUUAUCUUUUAUGUUUUCGGGGGAAUACAUGGUGGAUCAUGGAGACGUCAUUUGCGCAGCCUCAUUCGAACCGAGACACGGGUAUGAUGAUAUGAUGAAGCGGCUUUGAAAUCAUGCACAUGGGACGACGAGACUCGGGGAUGCCUAGGAAAAUGAAAUGGCACAAAGCGAUAUGGAGUUGAUGCAGAUGCGCGCAUGUGUGCAAAAGUCACACGAGAAAGCGACAGCUCUGCCAUGGUGGUCUGAGUCUGAUGAGCCAGCAUCUUCUCGGCAGAUGCCUAAGAAAUCAAAGUUCAUUCGAGACGGUCGACUGCUCUGACCUGAAACUGAGGAAUUAAAAUAAAGCCUGCUGUUCAGGGGAUUGUGCUUUGUGCUUUGUGCUCUUAGUCUAUCAAAUCAUUCCCCUGGCAGUACACUAUCAAAUGCAUACUCAAUUCCUCCUGCAUGCCAACUUUCAUUUUGCUUCUGCCUGUUCACUGUGUCUACAUCCGUCAUUGAUCCCUGGAGCUGCCUGGAAGUAGAAACAAGUCUGGGGGGAAGGUCGAU
This is a messenger RNA of Exophiala mesophila, 2613 nucleotides long. RefSeq lists its product as uncharacterized. Gene Ontology annotation, molecular function: mRNA binding. Lineage: Eukaryota; Fungi; Ascomycota; Eurotiomycetes; Chaetothyriales; Herpotrichiellaceae. The record is from RefSeq and is a predicted model, not a curated record. Gene Ontology annotation, cellular component: P-body. The transcript has 3 exons. Gene Ontology annotation, biological process: P-body assembly; cytoplasmic stress granule assembly. Bases 243 to 2003 code for a protein of 586 amino acids.